Molecule: messenger RNA, 2035 nt
Organism: Cuscuta campestris
Lineage: Eukaryota; Viridiplantae; Streptophyta; Magnoliopsida; Solanales; Convolvulaceae
Source: the annotation of a GenBank genome assembly
CUGAAUACUCUUUUUCUAUUUCUGGCUUAUCUUCGUCUUCCUCCUUUACGCUUACAGCGUUUACAUGGUAUCAGAGCAUCAAGCAAUCUGACGAACAGGUGCUGCGCAAGAAAUGGCGAACAAUGAAGAACAAACUUACAGGCAAGAUCCUCUGUUCUUGCACAAUUCAGAUCAUCCAGGGAUGAUUCUCACGACGACGAAGCUGAUAGGGACGAACUUCAUCCCAUGGAGCCGAUCGAUCAAGAUUUCCUUGAUUUCCAAAAUGAAGAUAGGCUUCAUCAAUGGAAAAUGCAGAAAGCCAAACAAUCCUGAUGAGCCAAAUUACGCACAGUGGGAACGCUGCGACAACAUGGUUUUCAGCUGGAUUUUGAAUUCAAUGCAGCCUGACUUAGCAGAAGCCUUCUUAUAUGCUAAAUCAUCUGAAGAAUUGUGGAACGAGUUAGAGGAGAGAUUUGGCGAAAGCAAUGGACCUCUGAUCUAUCAAAUCGAGAAGAAAAUUGCUGAUAUCAAGCAAAAUAAUGAUUCUGUUGGAAAAGGAAAUGGACAGAGACAAAAUGGAUAUAACAGAACAGAUCCAAGGAAAGGCAAGAAGAUGUGUGAAUAUUGCAAAGAAACUAGUCACUUCAAGGAGCAGUGCUUCAAAUUGGUGGGAUAUCCUGAAUGGUAUAAGGGUCCUAAAGGGAAGAAAGGACAAAAUUCAUAUGGAGGAGGCAAGUUUGCAGCACAUACCACAUCACAGAUACAAGACUCCCAUUUUGACACACCUCUGGAGGAUACAGUUAGUCAAAAGGGAGAGGGAUACAACCCCAUGUUCAUCCAACAUGUAGCUCAAGAGAUGAUGAGGAUGAUGUCUCACAAGGCUUCCACUUCAUCAAAAGGUGCCUCUUUAAAUGCCUAUGCGCAUUUGGCACGUAAAUCCUGUUCAAUAGCGUCAGCUGUGUUAGAUUCAUAUGUUGCUGAAAUUUGUUGUGUGGGAACUGGAAACACAGUUGAUUGGAUUAUAGAUACUGGAGCAUCUGACCACAUGACUCCUUUUGAAAAUAUAUUGUGUGAUGUGCAUAACUUGCCAAAUCCUAUAACAGUAACACUACCUGAUGGCACACACAAGACUGUAACCAAAGCAGGAAAAGUGAAGUUGUCACUAGACUUGGUCCUGAUGGAUGUCUUAUAUAUGCCUGAUUUUCAGUUUAGUCUAAUAUCAGUAAGCAAGGUGAUUGAUACUCAGAGGGUCAGUGUUGUGUUUCUGCCUGAUAAAUGUGUGUUUCAGGACCCUUCAACUGAACAAAUUAUGGCAACUGCCCUUAGAAGUCAUGGUCUGUACAAACUGAGGGUGGAACACAAAGGCAAGGAGAUAUACAAGAGACAUGGAAUGGCUGCUAAUACUUGCACACCUGAGCUACUGCAUGCUAGAUUAGGCCAUACUUCUAUGUCUAAGAUGAAACAUAUAUCUGAAAGUAGUAUUGAUGUUCAACACAAAUUUCAUUGUGAUGUCUUUCCAGAAACUGGGGAGGUGACAUAUGAUUCCCUGGGUACAACCCCUAUAAAUCAACCCACUUCUGAGCGUGUUCAACCAACCCAAUCUGCAGAUGAACAGUCUAAUUCAGUUCCAGAAAGUGGGAACAAUAAUGAAGAUGUGUCUCAACAAAUUAGAAGGUCUUCCAGGAGACCAGUUCCACCUGUAUGGAUGAAGGACUAUGUUCAACCUAAGGGGAGAAAACUAUCAUCACCUGUGUCCUCUCAAUCCUAUAGUCUUUUUGCUGCUUCCCAUGGCUUGAUGUCUGCUGACUUGGACUGCCAUUCCACAGCUUUCCUUGCUUCUCUCAAAAAGCGUUUACAGUACAAAAACCAGUGCGUGCUAAUGUCAUUGUAAUUUUAGAAUUUAUUCAAAAAAAAAACUUUCAACGUACUACUCUGAUUUAUUUGUUCGGAAAUGUUUUUCUUAUAUACGAAGUGUUAUUUACACUACUAAACUUUAUUCACUUUGUUUGAUUAUUUUGACUACAUAUUUCAUAUACAAUAUAGUUAUGUCAACUAU